Messenger RNA from Talaromyces rugulosus, 327 nucleotides. RefSeq lists its product as uncharacterized. The transcript has a single exon. The record is from RefSeq and is a predicted model, not a curated record. Lineage: Eukaryota; Fungi; Ascomycota; Eurotiomycetes; Eurotiales; Trichocomaceae. Bases 1 to 327 code for a protein of 108 amino acids.
AUGCUGGAGGGAGACCGAUUCGAAGGCGAAUGGAUGAUCGCUGCAGGGAAGGCCACUGGGGACCGCAGUGGGCUGUACGACUGCUGGAAAGGAGCCGAACGGGCCGAUCAGCGGGCAAGUGCAGCCACGAUGUUGGACGUUGGACAAAGGACGGUUGAGGAUGGCGUAUGCGGAGCAGUGCAAAGGCUAAAGCAGACGGGCGCUAGCAAGCAGACCAGCCCUGAUCGAGACGGUGAAGAUAAGGCGAAGGGGGAGGCGAGAGGAUCAGAUGACCGGUGGUGGACUUUGGGAGUCUGGAGAGAGAGAGCAGCAAGUGCCGGCAGAUAG